Molecule: messenger RNA, 2799 nt
Organism: Esox lucius (northern pike)
Lineage: Eukaryota; Metazoa; Chordata; Actinopteri; Esociformes; Esocidae
Product: NACHT, LRR and PYD domains-containing protein 3-like
Exons: 9
Coding region: 1-2799 (932 amino acids)
Molecular function (GO): protein binding
Source: RefSeq, a predicted model, not a curated record
AUGGCUCCAACCAUUAAGAAGCUGCUUCUAGAAACCCUGGAGGAGCUGGUUGAAGACGAGCUGAAGAGAUUCAAGUGGCACUUGUCAGAAGGUGUGCUGGAAAACUUUCCUCAUAUCCGAAAGAGUCAACUGGAAAAAGCUGAUAGGCAGGAUACUGUAGAUAAGAUGGUGAAGACCUAUGGCCAUGAGGGAGCUGUGGAAAUGUCACUAGAGAUCCUGAGGAAGAUGAACCAGAAUGAUCUUGCUGAGAAGCUUCGUGGAGACAGCCAAACAGCUACGUUCACACUCCGUCAUCAAGCAACCCAGCCGAAUUCACCGAAAUUAUCAAGCUUCCUGAUGCUGUUUGGAUGUGCCAGUUCUUCAAUCUUGAAUGGAGGAAAAUCAGACGACAGAAUGAGAUCCAAGCAUAAAAGAAAAAAAACUGUUGAAAAGCCAUCUAAGACCUUCCAAAAGGAACUGAAAUCCAAUCUGGUCAAACAAGGAAAUGAAAAUCUUAACAUGGUCUACACAGAGCCUUGCAUCACAGAUGGUGGAAGUGAUGAUGUUAGUAAUGAACCUGAUGUUGGACAGAUUGAGACAUCUAGAAGACCAGCGAAACAAAAGAUGCCCCUCAAUUACAGUAACAUCUUUCAAACCUCAUCUGGAGCAGACAGAUAUAUCAGAACUCUAAUGACAGUGGGAGUUGCUGGUAUUGGGAAAACUGUGUCAGUGCAGAAGUUCAUUCUUGAUUGGUCUGAAGGAAAAGCCAAUCAGGAUCUUCAGUUCCUUUUUCCAAUUACUUUCCGGGAUCUGAAUUCACUGAAGGAGAAAAAACUCAGUUUGAUUGAACUUAUCAAUCACUUUUUUAAGGAAACCAAAGAAUCAGGGAUGUCUAAUUAUGAUGACGUCAAUGUUUUGUUCAUCUUUGAUGGUCUUGAUGACUUUGAACAUCCUCUUGACUUCCAGAGCAUUGAGACCUGUUGUGAUGUCAGAGAGUCUACCUCUGUGGAUGUGCUUUUGACAAACCUCAUCAAGGGGAAUCUGCUUCCUUAUGCUCAAAUUUGGAUAACCUCUCGACCUGCAGCAGCCAAUCGCAUCCCUCCUGAAUACAUUGACUAUGUGAUGGAAGCACAAGGAUUCAAUGACCUUCAGAAGGAAGAGUUUCUCAAGAAGAAAAUUAAUGAUGAGAGCCUGGCCAUAAGGGUCAUUGAACACAUUAAGUCAUACAGGGGCCUCUACAUGAUGUGCAACAUACCAGAGUUUUGUUGGAUUUCUGCCACAGUACUGGAGAAAAUUGGAGUUGAACCAGAGAGUGGAGAGAUGCCAAAGACUAUCACUCAGAUGUAUGGGCAGUUCCUAGCAUUUCAGAAGAAGGAUGGUGCAGAAAGUUGUGUGGAUCUUCUGUGGACAAAGGAGAGCAUCCUGUCCAUGGGUAAACUGGCAUUCCAACAGCUGGAUAAAGGCAAUCAGAUAUUCUUUGAGGAAGAUCUAAAUAACUGUGGAAUUAAUGAUAGUGAGAUCAAUUUGUACUCAGGUGUGUGCACAUCGCUUUUUGUGGACAAUUGUGAGCAGUCCCAGGGGAAGGUGUUCAACUUUAAACAUCCAAGCGUUCAGGCAUUUCUGGCAGCUCUGUAUGUGUUUCUGUCCUUCAGACUGGGUGAGAACCUAAUGUCCAAACAGAAAAAAGACAACCGUGUAAACAAUUUCUAUAAAGAUGCAGUGGACAAGGCUUUGAAUAGUGAGAGUGGACAUCUGGACUUGUUUCUACGCUUCCUAUUGGGCCUCUCACUGGAGUCCAAUCAGGGUCUCCUACAAGGCUUUCUGACCGAGACUGGAAACAGCUCAAAUAACAUUGAAGAAACAAUAAAGUACAUCAAAGAGAAAAUCAGAAAAAAUCCCUCUCCAGAAAGUUGCGUCAAUCUUUUCAUAUGUUUGACUGAGCUGAAUGACCAUUCCCUAGUGGAGGAUAUCCAAAGGUUUUUGAGCUCAGGAAGUCUCUCAGAAACCAAACUGUCAGCUGCACAAUGGCGAGCUCUGGUUUUUGUGUUGCUGACUUCAAGUAAAGAGCUGGAGGAGUUUGACCUAAGAAAAUACUGUAGAUCAGAGGAUGGUCUUCUUAGAAAUAUCCCAACACUCAGAGUGAACAGAGGUGCUCGGUUAGAGAUCAUCCAAAAAAGCUCCAGGUUGGAGGUUGGUCUUCUGCGGCUGCUGCCAGUAGUCAAGGCCUCCCAAAAAGCUGUGUUGACUCAUUGCAACCUCUCACAUAGUAGCUGUGAAGCAUUGGUCUCAGUCCUCAGCUCAAACUCUUCUCUCCUGAAAGAGUUGGACCUCAACAUCAAUAACCUAGAGGAUUCAGGAGUAAAACGUCUAUCUUCUGGAUUGACAAGUAUACACUGUAAACUGGAGAUACUGAGGCUGAAUCGAUGCAACCUCACUGAGAGAUGCUGUGAAGUGCUGGCCUCAGUUCUCAGCUCAAACUCGUCACACCUAACAAACUUGGACCUGAGUGACAACGACCUGAAGGAUUCAGGAGUGAAGCUGCUCUCUGUUGGAUUAGCAAAACCAGAGUGCAAACUGGAGAUCCUAAGGUUGUCUGGCUGUCUUGUCACAGUGGAUGGGUUUACUUCUCUGAAUUUAGCGGUGUCGUCUAAGCGCUCACACCUGAGAGAGCUAGAUCUGAGCUACAAUCACCCAGGAGACAUAGGAGUAAAGCUUUUCUCCAAAGCACUGAAGAACACAAGCAAUAAACUUCAGAAAAUAAUUGUGGAACCUAAAGGGGAGAUCUGGUUAAAACCUGGUCUAAAGAAAUGUAAGUAUUAA